Messenger RNA from Schistocerca americana (American grasshopper), 1074 nucleotides. RefSeq lists its product as uncharacterized. The coding region runs from base 1 to 1074 and encodes 357 amino acids. The transcript has a single exon. NCBI's taxonomy places the organism in Eukaryota, Metazoa, Arthropoda, Insecta, Orthoptera, Acrididae. The record is from RefSeq and is a predicted model, not a curated record.
AUGUCUGACAUACGAGCUGUGCAGGACUGUCAGAGACUAGGGUCUACACACGUGACAACUGAUCUCAGCAUUGCAGAUAUCGUCUUCUCUUCUCGUUCGCCUAUCUGUUUUACAGCGCUCCGGACGCUGAAGAUCGUCAGAGGGAACCCGACACUGACACUCUUCAAGCCGGGCACUAGGGCGGAAUGUGCCAUCAUCUCUGCCCUGGAGCUGUGCCCGUUUCUCACAGAGCUGAGCCUCGACGUAGAGUCCCUGUCGGCGAACUACUUGGACUCUCUGGAAGGGCUCGGCCGGCUGGAGGUUCUGAGAAUCCACUGCCGCAGUCUGAACGACCUGACGUUCCUACGGCACUGCUCGGAUAAACUGGAGGAACUGGAACUGGAAAGUUGCGACGACUUGCCGUCGGCUGCGUACGCGGAGCUCCGCCACCUAGGGAAACUGCAGAUGUUGCGGCUGUGCGACUGCCGUGUGGGGGGAGCGGAUAUGGAGGUGGCCGCGGCAGGUCUGAGGUCUCUUGAGAAGCUGCAGUUGGACCGUUGCGGAAUGCUCUCGGACCUGUCCUUCUUGCGGUUCUGCAGCCAGCUGCGGGAGCUCCGCGUCGAGGCCGAGGACGUGGUGCUGACGGGUCUGAAGCACCUGCCCACCGGACUCCGCUCGCUCUGCCUCGUCAACAACGCUCUGACUGGUGAUGAACUCUCCGAGGUGCUCCCGUUCCUGCGGCUGCUCGAGGAACUGAACCUCUGCAACACGGAGCUGGUCCAACUGGGCUUCCUCCGCUACUGUCGCAGACUGCGCCGCCUCUGCCUCAAGAACUCUACCUGGCCCGACACGUCGGAACUGUCGAGCCCGUGCAAUUUGACGCGGCUCGAGACGUUGGUCCGAGAAGGUGCGGGGACGAUGUGGACGUACUCUCCGGAACGGUGUCGUCACUGCCGCGACUGGACACUCUGUCGCUGGCCUACGUACAGGACGCCGCCGGGAGGUCCCUCAGCCAGUGGUCGCAACGUCGCGCUUUGUUGCUUUUCUGAGUUUACGGGUUGGAGGUGGAUGCCCGUUGGGAACUUGAACACCUGA